Molecule: messenger RNA, 495 nt
Organism: Astrephomene gubernaculifera
Lineage: Eukaryota; Viridiplantae; Chlorophyta; Chlorophyceae; Chlamydomonadales; Astrephomenaceae
Source: the annotation of a GenBank genome assembly
CCUACUCGAAUCGUCGUGGUCGUCGACGGCGUGGCAGUGUACCGAUGUGUCGCGGUUAUACAGUCACCACAGCCCUGCUCCAUCCCGCUGCUGCUGCUGUCCGCUGCGGCCUGCAGGCCUUGCGGUUGGUUGCGGGAGCGGAGGGGCUGCUGCACCGGUUCCGAGGGUGGGAGGUGCUGUCCUGGCGGCCGCAAGCAGAGGCCAAUCUGGUCGUGCUCACACUGCGCUGCCCCCAGCCGGCUGGCAGACCUCGGGAGGAUCCCGACCUCCCAGCAACCUGGUCGCUGCCCCCACCGCUGCCUCGCCACCUCGCCCACCCGCACUCACCUGUAACAGCUGACCGCCGGCCGGAGCCCCUCAGCGCCUUGGGCCUCCACCGCCCGGCUGCAGCCGCCGGCGCCGGCGUCCCCACCAACCUGCCACGGCGCAUCCCCAACAGGGCCGACCCCGACCUACAACAACCCCUGCAGUGCGGCCCUUGCAUCGACCUCUCCC